Messenger RNA from Diachasma alloeum, 1890 nucleotides. RefSeq names its product dynein assembly factor 1, axonemal (gene dtr). Lineage: Eukaryota; Metazoa; Arthropoda; Insecta; Hymenoptera; Braconidae. The record is from RefSeq and is a predicted model, not a curated record. The coding region runs from base 1 to 1890 and encodes 629 amino acids. The transcript has 10 exons. Gene Ontology annotation, molecular function: protein binding.
AUGGAGACUAACGACGUAAAUGAAACAACCGCGUUAUCGGAAAAAUCGUCCUACCAAAUACAUUCUCGAAGAAAUGUUAAGGAGUUCAUUGAAGAGGAGAAAUUGAAGAUUGAGUUUCAAAAAAAUCUCGCGCUCAAAAAACUCGACGAAAAAUUCGAACAAGUGAUGAACCACCUCGAGACGUCCUCGGGUUCUCCUGAUUCUGGGUGUAUUCACCUGCCCCUGACGAGACAGGAAAUCGUGGAGUCGAUUCAAAAGGGGAAUGUUCAUGAUAUUCAAUUUUUGGAGAAAACUGCGAAUAUUGAGGAUGUGGAACAGAAUUCGGAUGCUGAGAAUGACGGAUCUGACCAUGAAGAACUCUCGGGCUGCAGAAUAACAGAAAUUUCUGAAUCUCUCGUAGCGGAUUUUAAUGAGAAAAUUAAGACACAGACUUCAGAAACAGCAAAACGAUUGAAAGACUCGACACCCCAUGAUAAACUCCCAGAAGAUUUCGCCAAACUUUGCAAGGUGGUCGAGCAAAAGGACCACGAUAACCAGAAAAUUUCCGACUGUCGAAUUGAAACGGAAGCCUCGUCAGUAGAUAGUUCUGAUGAUUCUUUGUCACUCUUUGAAGAUAUUGUGAGGAGAGUUCCCAUCCCCGGAAAAACUUAUAAUUUCGAUGAGAAGAAACACGGCGUCAGGAUGACUGAACAGUUCUUGAAGAAACAUUGUAAGGAGAAUAAACUGUACGAAACGCCGUACCUCAAUGAUGUCCUUUACCUGCAUUAUAAAGGUUUCUCCUUCAUCGAAAAUCUGGAAAAAUACACCGGUUUGAAGUGCCUCUGGCUGGAGAACAAUGGAAUCAAGGAAAUAGCAAAUUUGGAGAAUCAAACAGAAUUAAAAUGUCUUUACCUCCAUCACAACGUGAUCGAAGUGAUUGAGAAUGUCGACCAUCUGGAGAACCUGGACACGUUGAAUUUAUCCUACAACAUCAUUAAAAAAAUCGAAAAUCUCGAGGGACUGAAGCUACUAAAUACCUUGAAUUUAUCGCAUAAUUACCUGCAUGCUGUUGAAGACAUAGAGCACCUCCGAUUUCUUGAGAAUUUGUCGAUUCUGGAUGUGUCGCAUAAUCGCCUAGAACCGGUGGAGAUACUUGAGGUUUUCGGAGCCAUGAAAUCGCUGAGGGUACUGACACUGACGGGAAAUCCAGUGAUUAAGACUCUUAAGAUGUACCGAAAAACUUUGAUACUCAAGUGUAAAGAGCUGACGUACCUCGAUGAUCGCCCAGUCUUUCCGAAGGACAGGGCCUGCGCUGAAGCUUGGGAGAGAGGAGGCCCUAAAGAAGAAAUGGCGGAGCGGGACCGAUGGUUUGCGGAGGAGCAGAGGAAAAUAUCGGCCAGUGUAAUCGCAUUGAUGAAGAAGCCGAGGAGAAUUGAGCCUGAAUACGUCGAGAAAACCGAAAAUAUUGAGAACACUCCAUCAACUCCAAAAAAUAGUCACCCGACCGUCAAAUUCUCCUCAAACAUCUUCUCUUCCUCUUCCUCCGAAGACGACGGAGAUGACUCCGACGGAAAAAUCGACGAUUCCCUCGACUCCGAGUACCAAUCACCCCCGAAAAAAUUGAUCGAGGAGAUAUCAACGAUCCCAAAACAAUUUGAUUUCGAAGGGAAUAAGGAAAACGAGGGGGGGAAUCACGAAAACAAAUUAUUCAUCGACAAGAAAACUGAUGGUGCAGUCUCUCCAGAUGAUUUAACUGUGCCAGAAUCAACAGAUCCUCGAGAAAAUCCAUUGGAAAUUGCAGGGGAAAACGAAAAAAUUCCUGUAAACACUUCAAACCAAAAAACAAUGAAUGAUGAAAGCAAGAAAAAUGUUCAAUUAUCCCUAGAAAUGCAACUAACCCAGGGUAAAUAA